Emericellopsis atlantica is the source of this 1528-nucleotide messenger RNA. Its product is annotated as cephalosporin C acetylhydrolase. The record is from RefSeq and is a predicted model, not a curated record. Gene Ontology annotation, biological process: proteolysis. NCBI's taxonomy places the organism in Eukaryota, Fungi, Ascomycota, Sordariomycetes, Hypocreales, Bionectriaceae. Bases 302 to 1453 code for a protein of 383 amino acids. The transcript is spliced from 3 exons. Gene Ontology annotation, molecular function: serine-type endopeptidase activity.
GUCGACGACGAUGGGGAGGAUGGCCACAGCACCGGACGAGCGAGCAUCCACCCGUAAACACCGACUGGCCUGGGGAACGAACUACUCAUCAUGGAUGACUUGCACCGGCCAGACUCCAGAGGCCCAGCCAGUAUCAUGCGGAUCGCUGCCAGAAAGGGGCAGUCCAUGAGAUACUUUGAGAAAGAUAAAUAGAGGCCGCACGUCCUCUCUUUCUGUUGCCUCCAUCAUCCAUCAUCCAAGCCUCUCCUCCUCAGCCUAGCUAGCAUCCUUACCAGCCUCACCAGCCAGCACAUCCGCCAGCAUGCGUUCCGCCACUCUCCUCGCCCUCCUCCCCCUGGCGCUGGCCGCGCCCUCCAUGACCAAGCGCGAGUCGCCCGCGCCCCUCAUCGUGCCCCGCGACGCCGACGUGGUCAAGGACAAGUUCAUUGUCAAGUUCAAGGACGACAUUAUGUCCACCAACGCCGUCGGCGCCGCCAUCGCCUCCAUCAAGGCCGACGCCGAUUACCAGUACUCCAAGGCCUUCCGCGGCUUCGCCGCCACCCUGACCGCCGACGAGCUCGAGAACCUGCGCAACGACCCGACCGUCGACUACAUUGAGCAGGACGCCGUCAUGACCAUCUCCAACACCCAGCGCAACGCCCCCUGGGGCCUCGCCCGCAUCUCCUCCGCCUCCCCCGGCGGCAGCACCUACACCUACGACGCCUCGGCCGGCGCCGGCACCUGCGCCUACAUUGUCGACACGGGCAUCGACACGAGCCACCCUGACUUCAACGGCCGCGCCAGCUUCGCCGCCAACUUUGUCGACUCCAACAACGCCGACGGCCAGGGCCACGGCACCCACGUUGCCGGCACCGUCGGCGGCACCACCUACGGCGUGGCCAAGAAGACCACCCUCUACGCCGUCAAGGUCCUCGGCGACGACGGCAGCGGCACCAACUCGGGCGUCAUUGCCGGCAUGGACUUUGUCUCCGACGCCAACGACGACUGCCCCAACGGCUCCGUCGUCAACAUGUCCCUCGGCGGCGGCUACUCGAGCGCCAUCAACUCGGCCGCGGCCGGUAUUGUCAGCUCGGGCAAGUUCCUCGCCGUCGCCGCUGGCAACGAUGGCGUGGAUGCCCGCAACUCGUCCCCGGCCUCCGCAUCCUCAGCCUGCACGGUCGGUGCCACCGACAUUGACGACGUGUUCGCCUACUUUUCCAACUACGGAUCCAUCGUGGACGUCCUGGCGCCUGGUGUCAACGUUCUCUCUGCCAAGCCCGGUGGUGGCUCGCAGACCCUCAGCGGCACCUCCAUGGCCACGCCUCACGUCGCCGGUCUCGGCGCCUACCUCCUCGGCAAAGGCGCCAGCGCCUCCGGCCUCUGCAGCACCAUCGCCUCGUCUGGCCUCGACAACGUCAUCUACAGCGUCCCCAGGGGCACGGCCAACAUUCUCAUCAACAACGGCAACCAGUAAGGUAGCCAGCGAGAAAACGAAAGGGGGGAGGACAGAUGAUACCACUCGCUGCCAGACGGCGAGACUGUCCACCUG